UAGGCAAGAGAAGCAUUGAGAGUUGGUAAACGCGUAGUGGCAAAGGUAGGACAGGUCUGUAGCCAAUGAGAAUGGGUUCGGGGCGAGACCGGGACUCGACCCCACCCUCGGUCGUCAUGGCAACCCGCGAACCUCGAGAAACCCGCGAGGGUGACGGUUGGUGGGGGCCAGGUCGGUGUCAGGGGUCGCCGUUGUCGGCAGUCGGUCUCUGGUCGGCCCCAAGAAUAGUCGUUCGGGAGGCGUCGGAUAUCUCCGUAUUUAACACAUUAAAGCAACCUCAGCAGAGAGCCGAACUGUUUACGGAUCUCUUUUAAGGGUGACAUCGGUAUCGGGAGCAAAACCUUUUGGGUGAACUGUCGACCUUUGCCGUCGACCCCUUUAUCUCUCAUUGUUAUACAAGAGCAUUACCCGGAAAGACAGUGAACUGGUGUUUACGGUAUCAGCGAGAAAUUUUGUGUACGAAUUAUUAAUUUUUAUUUAUUACUAUCAGUGUUUAUUCUCGGGAUUACUGUUAUUUUUCUCUGGUUCCCUUCUCCGACGUGAUUCUUUCUAAUGGAUUUUUUUUUUAUGAACAUCCAAAUGAACGGGGUCAAAAUUAUAUCUGGUGAACAGUGGGAACACGUUUCCGCGCCGGUUUCCACCGGUUAUCAUCACUUUGGAGAACACACGCAAAUAUUUAAGAUUUUUCAUAGCUAAAGUGACAUUGAUUUCGAGAUAUCAAGUGCCGCAAGGAUCCCUUCGAUAAACCCUUGAUAAUUUGAGUCAAAAAUAUUUUUAAUUUUUUUUUUUUUUUUUUAUCAAAUCAUCGUGCUGCAGUGCGGGUUUUAGUGAAUCGACGUAAAUCAGUGACUCGAAAAAGUGAUCGAUCGCGUGUAAAUCCCGAUCGGACGUUAUCAGCCUGACCGUCGACCCCCCCAAGAUAAGGACUACCAAGGUAUUAAAAGACAGAGGAUCCUCACGACCCCAAAGAUACCAGCGAGGGGUAGGAGCCUGUGAUCGGCGUGUGUUUUCGCAGUAGUAAAAGCGAAAUUAGCCAGGGUGGUUCGCGGGGGGUCUGGUGGCGCGGACGCCCUGGCGACUGCCGGGGUGGUUUACCCGCCAGCGACGGCGACGUUGUUCCCCAGCCGUGUACCUCCACACCCCGAGCUCACCACGUUGGAGCUGGGGUUCCCACCGCGUGGCACCACCGCCUCGAUGGCGCUGGUGGCCCCGCCGCCCUCGUGGGCCUCGCGGGACCCCGGGGCCACCCUAGGUGGUGGCGCCCUUCAGAUAGGCCCACCUCCAAUGCCCCCGACCCACCUGACGCCUUCGGCAACCCCCGAGGAAAUCACGUGUCUGGUGCCAUCCGGGGGUGUGCUCACGCCGAGGGACCCACUGCCGCCGAGCACGACACCAGGAAGUCAAGCCAACAGCUCACAGUCCGGAAGUUCGCAGACUGACAAGUCGCCGAAUAUCGAGUGCGUCGUGUGCGGGGAUAAAAGCAGCGGGAAGCAUUAUGGACAAUUUACGUGCGAGGGAUGCAAGAGCUUCUUCAAGAGGAGUGUCAGGAGGAACUUGACGUACUCGUGUCGAGGGAACAGGAACUGCCCCAUCGACCAACACCAUAGAAAUCAGUGCCAGUACUGCCGGCUGAGAAAGUGCAUCAAGAUGGGCAUGCGCCGGGAAGGUAUGCAUUCCGUUCAACGAGGGAGGGUGCCACCGUCGCAGCCAGCCAUACCAGGCCUACCUGGACAAUUUUCAUUGACCAAUGGCGACGCGAUCGCGUGCGCCAGUCUAAACGGACACUCGUAUCUGUCGUCAUACAUAAAUUUGCUACUAAGGGCGGAACCGUAUCCAACCUCGCGAUACGGGCAGUGCUUACAGACGAACAAUAUUAUGGGUAUCGAAAACAUAUGCGAGCUCGCGGCGCGUCUUCUCUUCUCGGCCGUCGAGUGGGCGAGGAACAUACCGUUCUUCCCGGACCUCCAGGUGACGGAUCAGGUGGCUCUUUUGAGGUUAGUCUGGAGCGAACUCUUCGUCCUGAACGCCAGUCAGUGCUCGAUGCCCCUACACGUGGCGCCACUAUUGGCCGCGGCCGGUUUACACGCCUCGCCUAUGGCCGCCGAUCGCGUCGUCGCCUUCAUGGACCACAUCAGGAUCUUCCAGGAGCAGGUGGAGAAGCUCAAGGCGCUGCACGUCGAUCCUGCGGAGUACAGCUGUCUCAAGGCCAUCGUUCUCUUCACCACAGACGCCUGCGGACUCUCGGACGUCGCCAACAUCGAGUCCCUUCAGGAAAAGUCCCAGUGCGCUCUCGAGGAGCAUUGCAGGACCCAGUAUCCCAAUCAGCCUACUCGGUUUGGCAAACUUCUAUUAAGACUACCGUCGCUGAGGACAGUUUCGUCCCAGGUGAUCGAGCAACUAUUUUUUGUACGUCUCGUUGGAAAGACGCCCAUCGAGACCCUCAUCAGAGACAUGCUGCUGAGCGGAAGCAGCUUCAACUGGCCUUACAUGAGCACGAUGUGACACUCUGUCUGGCGGCAGCUAGCUUCCGCAUAAUACGUCACACGGUCCACGAUUCGGUAAUGAAAGAGGAAGAGAGAGGUUGGGGAGACGGUUUUGAGUAAAAAAAAAAAAGCGAAAUCAUUGGAUCACGCAAAAUUGUGAAGAUAUGGAUGAGAUAAGAGGGGUAGGGUCACGGACGCGUGAACCUGCCCUUCUUCAUUAGCGACUUAAAAAAAUAAGAAAUGAAAAAGUAUGAGGUUGGAUCGUCAGGUGAAACCGAUCGAUUCUCAACCGAGUGAUCCUGAAUGAUGAAUGAUCCCAAAGAGAGUCGUUCGGUUCCGCCUGGGACUGCCUGACGAAGUACAAUGGCUGGAGGUAUAGUAAUCAUUGUCCAGUCGUGAAUUAUGGCGCACGAGUGUUUACUCCUCCGUGUGAUAAAAGAAGUCACGUGGUCGAAGAGGGAACUGAUGGAAAUUCAAGGCUUGAAAAAAAAAAAUUGAAAAAUAUCAUAGAAACUUCAAUUUUUCGUUAUAACCCAAAAAUUUAAUUGGUGAUAAAAAUUUUUUUUUUUUAAUUUUUUGUAUCCCUCCCCUACUCUUUUUCUACUUCUUCUCGGAAGUUAACGGUUUCUUCCAUGACAUUCGAAUCUCCCUCCGUAGCUAAGAUCUACUGGGUCUACCUGGCCCGUAGAAGAAGAAGCCUUAAGUUUCUAACUGGUUUCUAAGCUUCAUACCGAAACGAAGACAUAUUAAACGUAAAGCAUCGGAGUAGACACGAAGGACUGUACAUAGGUACAUAAAACAAUAGAAGUACCGUAUCUGGUACGAGCUAAGUACACUUCCACGUCGUGGAGGUACGGUCGGUCUGAAGUUGGCCGAAGGUAGGUAACGCCUCGCAAGUCAAACUAAAGUAAGAGACGCCGCUGAGCGGAGUGAUAAUAAACUCGUCACUUAUUCAGAAUCAGGAGGCGCCCAGUGGUUACGUGGACAGCCUUGAAGGAGAGAGCUAACGAGAGUGAGAGAGAGAGAAAGAGGCAAGGAGAAGGAAAAAUAAUGAGAGACAAAGUGAAGUAAGCAGCAAGACCAUCGCUGCCCGUAAGACAUUGGGACUCCGGUAAAGUGGCCUGGUCUUGGAUCGAAGCACCGGGUCCGCUUCGGAACAAAGCUGAAGGUGGCGGAGGAGGCAGCGGCGGCAACUGGUGGAGGUGUGAAGAAAUCAUAAAUUAGCAUUUAUAAUCGGUCCUCACUAUCUCGAAUCGAUCCCAGUCAAGCACCGACUACCAGCCAAGUCAUCCCAGGAGUCCUUAGUCAUCCAAGCUUGCUACUUUAGGGGCGAACCAUUCGCUUCUCAUUUUUAUUUAACCCUCUCGAUAAAAUCCCCCCCAAGGUCCUUCGUCCACGGUGAACAAUUUCCAAAGGGACCUCAUUGCCAACCACCCCAUUAGAUGCCUAUAGUCCCUCUCGCUAUUCUGCUUCUUCAAACUUACCGAUUCUUUGACACUUUUCUUCUUCGUUCCUACGGGGUCCCCCUUAUACUCUCUUCUCGCUAUUCUCUUGAGUCACUCUUUUUUUUAUUUAAAAAUUUUUUUUUCUUUCCAUUCUCAUUCUUGUGCCUCAUUCGUUAUCUUUUUUUUUCUGUUCGCUGAUUUCUUCUUCUCUUUUUCCUUACCCACCCUUCUUCUUGUCUCUUCUCCACUUCUCUUUAGUACUUUGCUAUUUUUAUUUAUAUCUCCAACACGCUCGUUUACGUAUCGAGGCUGACUCCUCGUUUCAACAGACUCUUUGCGUAUUUUUUAAUUUAAUUUAAUAUUCGAAGCUGUUACGUGUAAUUAGGGCUUCUUUAUUUUUUUUUUCACCUGACGUCGUCACGAUCGAAAUUUUCUUCUCAAGAGGAAAAAUCCUGGUUUUUAUUUUUAAAGAAUUUUUUUGGAUCAAUUCACGUGGUAGCUGGUAACCGUUAAUGACUCGCGGGUACAAAAUCUUUAUGCGACGUUACAUCCCUUGUUAAAUGCAUUAUGAAGCGACCUCGGGGUUAGGUACUCGAAAGAAACGACGCAUUUAAUAUAAAGAAACAAAGUCGACCGUUUAUUGCGCGACAGACGUAAAUCGAACGCUCUUCUUUCUUUUUCUUUUUCUCUUUUUUUUUAAUAUAUAUUAAAUUAUAACGUUUUCGCUGGCCAAACAAGACUUUUGGAAAGCCAAUGGAAAGAAAAUUGUGCGACAUGUUUACUUACGAAUUAUCUAUGUUUAUAUAUAAUAUAUGUAUAUAUAAAGCAUAUAUAUAUAUAUAUAUAAUUUUUAUUAGCGAAGGGCGCUCGUUUUGCUAAAGACUGUAUCAGUCUCAAAUGAUAAGUAAUUAAUAUUAAUGCGCGGCUCGUCGAUCGGCGACCGGUAAUGGUAAAGUAAAGAAAAAUGAAACGAACGAAUGAUAGGUGAGACAGAUCGAUAAUAUAAUUAUUGCGAAUUUAUUUAAGCGUUUACGUUUGAACUUACUCACGUGACAAUACAUCGGAAAUACCAAGGGAAAAGAAAAUCCGUUUAUCUUGUACAUAAUUAUUUUUACUUUCGGGGUUACUUAAACUGAGUAUGUAGCUAGAGGUAAACUUAAACGAGGGAUUGUCAAAUGUAUCAGUGCCAUUGCGACUUCGCUACAGUGGCGACAAUGCGGGAUUUUGUCGAGGGCAGAGCAAAGUUGUUUUUACUGAUGCUAGAGAAUUUUCAAAAAAAACUAUUAUGUACUGUUUAACGUUAUCGAAGUGCAAGCCGAAAGAAUGGUUUGAUGAAAAAUUGUAUGAAAUUUUUGUAUUAAUUUGUUACCUUGUAUGAUUGUAUGAUUUUUCGAAUUUUUUUUUUUUAAUCCAAUCGUCGUCACUGUUCAUGCAAAAAUCGUUAGUAUACCAUAUACGUAUUUCUCCGCGUUUGUCAAGGUUUCCAAGGCCGUUGACGUAGUUAAGAGAAGGAGCGAAUGAGGAAGGCGAAAGGAAAUUUCUUAAAAUAAUUAAACGAGUCCUUAUCAAUUUUCCAGUGUUAAGGAUCACGGUACCAUUAAACAGAUACCUAUAUUUUUCACUUGUUAUUCAAUAAUAAUUUCCGUCUUAUCGGCGUCUAAACUGUCAAAGUGGGGACGAAUCGUGGAUACGUAGAAGAAAUCCUGAGGGGAACCAAGACGACGAAGAAGAAAAAUAAAAUAUUCGUCGCGUUUAGCCGCCAGCGUAUACAUACAUAAAUUAUAUGCAUUAGAAAAAAAAAACCACCAAACAAGGAUACACAUAUAAAUACACGAUAAAAAGAAAGAACGUGAACGAUGACACAAUGUGAUAAUUGUCGAAAUUUUAACCCGGUUUUUUGAGACGGUGCUUUUUCUACUUUAUAAAUAUUGUACAAUAAAGAAAAAUGAAAAAAAAAAAGAAACUGGACUCAGUGCGUUGUAUAGCGUUGUUUAAUGAUACGAAUUUGAAUUAUUAAUUAAUUAAUAAAUGUGGCAAUGUCGAGCUAGUUACUUAGUUGAGGAAACAUAGGGGUAUAUGGGAUAAUUUCUAAAUAUUUUUAAGCGGUCGUUUCUUAAUUAAAAAGAAAAAAAAACGUAAAUAAAUAAAGCGUCGUGUUCUCAUCUUGUACAGCAGGGGGGGAUGCUUCCAUUUGGAUCCGUUGUAAUUAAUUAAUGUAAUUUGCGCGAUUAUAUUAUUUUUAUUUGAUACUUCCCUCAUCCCGACCCCCACCACCGUUACUUUUCGUGCAAUGAACUUUGACCCUCCCUCGAACCUACCUUCAGUCUUUCAUUGAUUGUGGCGUGGUGCGGUUCACGUAUAGAAACUUUUAAAAUUUUGUGUCUUUCAAUUUUAUAACGGGAUCCCAAUGGAGGCAGCCUUACUAAACGGAUUCAGUUGCUCACGGAAACUCAAAGUGUAUUAUACCAGCCGUACGGAUAACGUGUAUGUAAGUAAAAGAUAAAAGAAAGAUAUCUAUUAAAAAAAAAAUUAAAGAACACAACAUGCAUACAUUAAGUAAGAGGGGACACAUGCAAGACACACACUGAGACACAGACAGACAGUUAUGUAUAAAUACGUGAAGAUUUUUUGUAUAAAAACGUGUAAAUAAUUAAUAUAUUAUAAAGAAUUAUAAAUAUAUAAAUAUA
This is a messenger RNA of Cephus cinctus (wheat stem sawfly), 6615 nucleotides long. RefSeq names its product COUP transcription factor 2 (gene svp). The coding region runs from base 1195 to 2502 and encodes 435 amino acids. Lineage: Eukaryota; Metazoa; Arthropoda; Insecta; Hymenoptera; Cephidae. Gene Ontology annotation, biological process: regulation of transcription by RNA polymerase II; cell differentiation; anatomical structure development. Gene Ontology annotation, molecular function: zinc ion binding; RNA polymerase II cis-regulatory region sequence-specific DNA binding; nuclear receptor activity. The record is from RefSeq and is a predicted model, not a curated record. The transcript is spliced from 4 exons.